Messenger RNA from Eremomyces bilateralis CBS 781.70, 1032 nucleotides. RefSeq lists its product as uncharacterized. The transcript has 3 exons. The annotation marks the transcript as partial. The record is from RefSeq and is a predicted model, not a curated record. NCBI's taxonomy places the organism in Eukaryota, Fungi, Ascomycota, Dothideomycetes, Eremomycetales, Eremomycetaceae.
UUCCUCGAUCCGACGAUACAAUACCCACCAGGGUUACUCGAUCUCGUUAGAAAAGAUUUUGCGCUAAAUGCACGAGGAAUAUACUAUCACCAGUUUUAUAAACCAAUGUUUGUAAAAUCUAGUCGCAGUAUAUGGAUACCUACUCUAGAAGACCUUAAUUGGAACGACCCUCGGGAGGCCGAUCGCAGGCGACGUGCGAGGAGAUUUGCAGAGCAUAAUAGAAACAAUGAGUUGUGGAAAAAGAGUGAAUACCCAUGGGAUGCAGAUGCUUGGUCUGAUGUAUUCGGUCAGAUUAGGGAUGAUCCAUAUCUGACGAUGGACAAGCAUGGGUAUCACACUUUCAAAAAGAAAACCGAUGCUAUUCGGUGCACCUUAACCGGCGAAUCGAAGAUAAUCCACCGGAUACCAGAUAUAACAUUUGGUCUGGCCACAUUCUCAGAUCAUCAAUCUCCAGCAUUCGUUGAGCAGCUACACCAAGACACGUUAGAGAGGGUGUUAUUGCACCCAAAGUGUGGACUAUUGGCCGAUCCACAUUGGGGCCGAACUCAGCUGGCAUUUCCUUUUGCAGUCUACGAGGCCAAAGGCUGGGAUGGAGAUUGCCGUACCGCGCGCCGACAGGCUUGUCUGGCCGCAGCCACGUAUCUCGAUCUACUGGACAACCUAGCGCGUACCCCUGGCCCAAAGGAGAACUACGAGAAAAGGGUGUACCAAACCUCUACUAGCCACAAGUACCAAGUGUUCGCUUUGACUUCAUUUGGUGCUCAUUGGCAUGUAUUAGUCGGAUACCGGCGACCACGAGUAGACAACUCUACUACUUGUGGAACUGACUGGUGGUAUCAAGAACCCAACGAGUUCGCUGGCAGGGAAGAUAUGAGCGAUACGGUCUAUGUCUUCCAGCGAAUAUGGAGCGGCCGUAUCGUUACGGAAAUGAAAGCCUGGGAGCUACUAUCGAUAGUAGACCAAAUACACAAUUGGGCUAUAUCAGAGCACAGGGCCUUCGUGCUUGGCCAUCUGAAGUCAUGGCAAAAGUUC